AUGGCACGAAGAUCAGUUAAAAUGGCCUUUGAUUUGCAUAAAUCUGUUUCUGCUUCAAACCAAGAUCCAAUCAUAAUUAUGCAUGGAUUACUUGGAUGCAAGCGGAAUUGGCGAUCAAUCGCUAGGGCCCUAAACAAUAAAGGUUUUGGCAGGGUCUAUUGUGUUGACGCGCGGAAUCAUGGAAUGAGCCCUUGGUCUAAUGAGAUGAAUUACAACUUUCUUGCCGAGGAUCUUCUUGAUUUUAUAUCUGACUUGAAAUCGCCUAAUGUCACAUUGAUCGGUCACAGCAUGGGCGGAAAGGCUUCAAUGGCAGCUGCUUUAAUGGAGCCGUCUAUGAUUCAUCGAUUAGUGGUCAUUGAUAUCGCUCCACAUAUAUCACCCAAUCAGGCAAACAUGGAUUUGUUCAUUUCUCUAAUGAAUCUCACGGAUUUAAAAGUAAAGAUGGAAGAGACUAGAACCCUUCAUGGUCUUCGAGCAAGAUUGAUGAAAGAUUGGAAAGAUGUUGUUCCGAACACCUAUCAGCGUUCCUUCAUUCUCACCAAUCUCUGCGAAACAAAUGGUGAACCCGGUUGGUCAGUAAACGUCCAAAUUCUGCAUAAAAAUCUCCGUGAUCUCUUUGAUUUUCCUUAUUCCCUAGAAGACAACUCUGUAUCCUAUAAGGACCCUGCUCUCUUCAUAUCAGGUGAAAAGUCAGCUUUCCUACAACCUGAGCAAAUGCCCUACGUUGUUCACUUCUUUCCAAACGCUAAACGAACGGAAAUCCCUGGUGCAGGUCACUGGGUGAACGCGGAUGCUCCCGAAGUCCUUACUGACACAAUCAGUGACUUCAUCAAUCAUGGCAAUUGA
Rodentolepis nana is the source of this 846-nucleotide messenger RNA. The record is from the annotation of a GenBank genome assembly. Lineage: Eukaryota; Metazoa; Platyhelminthes; Cestoda; Cyclophyllidea; Hymenolepididae.